AUUCUGAAUGUACUUAAAGUAGUCAUUGUUAUAGAAUGCACAUUCUCACGGUAAUUUAUUACAAUGGAAUUUCUUUCAGUGAGAUUUUUCGUCCGCACGUCAGAUGUUUAAGGAGAAAAGUGUGUUUGUCACACGGUCCAUUCAGACUCCAGCAUUCCCAUAAUUUCCCUGAAGGCGCGCUCUCCCCACACAUUCCUCCAAUGGCUCCUCCCUCCGCCCCCUCGCUGCUGCGGCGGCGGUCACGUGUCACGGAGUUCGCCAAUCAGCGCGUCUCACGGCCAGCAGCGACUCCAGCGGCAGCGUUUAUCCAGGUCCUCUGUGAGCCGCGGCUCUGUCCGACUCCGUCUGGUGGCGACGGCGAUGGGGGGUUGUUUUGAUUGAAGUUGACAUAUUUUAUUCUGCCAUUGUUGCGUUGAAGUCCAGGAUGUUCGAGGUGCAGUCCGCGUGCACGGCCGCCCGCUGCUGUUCCCAUCCGCGAAGGAGAACCAGGCUUUGGAACAAGCGAUCUUGAAGGCGAGAGGAGCAACUUUUCCCACUGUCUACUCAACGGGCUGACCUAUGCUAAGCUAACGCGUUAGCCAAAAGUCUGGAGCGCAGUCUAAAGUCCUGUAAAAAGUCCGCAAACGAGUAAGCGACGUUUACACGGCGGGGUUCCGUGACUACAUGACUCUUUCUCGCCACUUCCGAAGAGAACCCUGGCGCUCGGAGCCCAGUUUGGACGGAGGACGGUGCAGGUGCACCUCUUGUGGCACCUGCGAAAACUUGGUAACUUGGCUCCAUCCACAGACGGCUAACUUUAGCAGCUUCACGUUAGCAUCGAGUGGGAGCAGACUCGAGGAUCACGUUUUUAACCUAAAGUUGAGAUUGCUUUUAUACGUUAUUGUUCGGGUCCAAGACUGCCUUCCGUUUGGACACUAAGCUCGUAAAGUGUUGACAUUAGCCUUAUAGUAUUUGGGCUAACUUUAGCCUGCCUGGCUAGCGCGUUACUGACCCUACACUGUUACCGGAGUGGCGACGUGGAUACAUGGUGGUAGACGCUGUCUCUCACGGGACUUUGGACACGAAGGGGACUUCCCUACUUUUCUCAUCGGCUACAGCUCGCUAAUGUGACAGCAUGCUGACCCCACAACGUUACGUUUCAGAGCUUAGAAGUUUUAAUUUGAUCUAAAAGCUCUCCACCCUAUGCUGCCGCUACGGCCACCGAGAAAUGGAUGUCUCGCAGGCCGCUUUCCCAAACGGUGAAGGGCGGCCGGGCGGCGGUGGGAGCGGGGAUAAUGCCUGGACGGACCCCCCCUCAGUACGUGCGUGGGCUCACUCUGCCCCGCUGUGCCCCACUCGGUCCCUGUGGACGGCCGCGUACGACUACGAGGCGAGUGGCGAGGACGAGCUCAGCCUCAAGCGAGGGGACGUGGUGGAGGUCCUGUCCAAGGACGCUGCGAUCUCCGGGGACGAGGGUUGGUGGACGGGCAAAAUCAACCACCGGGUCGGAAUUUUCCCCUCCAACUACGUCACGUACCAACCUGCUAUCUACCGUCUCCCCGCCACGAGUGGGACCGUGGGAGUGCGAGAGCGAGUCCCGAGCCCGCCCGUCCAGAUCCCCUUCAGUGAACUGGUACUAGAGGAGAUCAUAGGCGUUGGUGGAUUCGGCAAAGUUUACAGAGGCACAUGGAAAGAUCAGGAGGUCGCCGUGAAAGCGGCUCGACAAGACCCAGACGAGGACAUAACAGCAACUGCCGGCAGUGUUAAACAGGAGGCGAAGCUUUUCUCCAUGCUGCAGCACCCUAACAUUAUAAAACUGGAGGGCGUCUGUUUGGAGGAGCCGAACCUGUGCCUGGUCAUGGAGUUCGCCCGAGGGGGGACGCUCAACCGCGCCCUGACCGGAAGACGCAUCCCUCCACACAUCCUGGUCAACUGGGCUGUGCAGAUUGCUCGCGGGAUGCACUAUUUGCACGAGGAGGCCGUGGUGCCCAUAAUUCACCGAGACCUGAAGUCUAGCAACAUUUUAUUACUUGAAAUAAUUGAGAAUGACGACAUCGGGAGGAAGACCUUGAAGAUCACCGACUUCGGCCUGGCCAGGGAGUGGCACAAAACCACAAAAAUGUCAGCGGCAGGCACCUACUCCUGGAUGGCCCCCGAGGUCAUCAAGUCAUCUCUCUUUUCUAAAGGCAGUGACGUCUGGAGCUAUGGGGUCCUGCUGUGGGAGCUGUUAACAGGGGAGGUGCCGUACCGAGGGAUUGACGGCCUGGCUGUAGCUUAUGGCGUGGCGGUCAAUAAGUUAACGUUACCAAUCCCCUCCACUUGUCCUGAGCCCUUUGCCAAGCUCAUGGAAGAGUGUUGGGACCAGGACCCACAUGUGCGCCCCUCCUUCUCCUGCAUCCUGGAGCAGCUGUCGGCCAUAGAGGAGGCGGUGAUGGCCACCAUGCCCCAGGAGUCCUUCCACAGCAUGCAGGACGACUGGCGCGUGGAGAUCCAGGAGAUGUUUGAUGAGCUCAGGACCAAAGAGAAGGAGCUCCGUUCCAGGGAAGAGGAGCUGACGCGUGCCGCCCUCCAGCAGAAGUCUCAGGAGGAGCUGCUGAAGCGUCGGGAGCAGCAGCUGGCGGAGCGGGAGAUUAACGUGCUGGAGAGGGAGCUCAACAUCCUCAUUUUCCAGCUGAACAAGGACAAGCCCAAUGUGAAGAAGAGGAAAGGCAAAUUCAAACGGUCCCGCCUCAAACUGAAGGACGGGAACCGCAUCAGCCUGCCCUCAGACUUCCAGCAUAAGAUCACCGUGCAGGCGUCGCCCUCCAUGGACAAGAGGCGAAGCCUUCACAGCACCAGCUCCUCUCCUCCCAGCAGCCCCACGCUCAUCCCCCGGCUACGCGCCAUUCAGCUGUCGUCGCGCACGCGGAGGGACACUUUGUAUGUUUACCAUCAGGAUGUUGAUCUGACCAGCGAGCUCACGGCCUCCUCUGGGCUGAGGAGGGAAGUCACUCAAGACGAGAGCAAUCGUACAUGGGGCCGCAGCUCCCUCUUCAGGCCUGAGGAGUUUGAUGACGUGAAAAGGGGAAUCAAGAAGAAAGGAAGAACCUGGGGCCCCAGUUCAGUACAGAGCAAAGAGAGGCCGGCUGCUGCUGAGAGGGUGCGUCCUCUGUCAGAUGGCAGUAACCCCUGGUCCACCAGCCUGGUGAAGUCCCAGAAGUCUGUCCCACUCGCCGCCUUGUUUGCUGAACAGGCGGGAGCCGGGAAAGACGAGGGUUUUCCCCAGGAGUGUCCUGACAGCAGCUCCAAACCAAAGCAGCUCAAGUUCCCCAACCAGGUGUACAUCGACCUACCUCUGUGGCGGGACGAGCAGCCGCCUCAGAGCGCUGCAGGGCACGGUGGCCCGGGGGAUGCUGGGGUCGGAACCGCGGGCCAGGGCCCAGCAGAAACCCCAGAUGACCCCUACACCACCACAUCCACCUCUUCAACCUCCACCACGCCACAGCUCACCCCCACCAACAGCCUCAAGCGGGCCUCGGCGCGCCGCAAGACCGACUCCGUGCUGUACGGCUGCGGCUCGCUGCUCGCUUCGCUCGUGCUCGGCUAUGACGUGAGGGAGGCGCUCAAAACCUCGGCGCCCGGCGAUGAUUGUGAGCCACGCGAGGAGAAGGAGAAGAAGAAGAAGGAGGGGUUAUUCCAGCGCGCGACGCGAUUCCGACGCAGCACCUCGCCGCCAGGGGGUCGACCGCGCAAAGACGAGUCCACGUCGAACCACAGCGCCGCGCAGCCGCUCAAUCUCAUCUCCAUGUCCGCCAUCAUGGAAUGCAACUCCACCAAGUGUCUCUUACAGUCGGAGGCCGAGGACUCAGUGCCCGGUCCCGGAAAGGUUGAACUUGUGGUAGUCAAUCACCACACGGAGCCCUCGAGUCAGGGCCCCGAUGCACCGGCAGAAGUCCAGAGCAGCAAGACCGCAGCUAAUACGCAAACCCAAAGCAAGACACCAGAGCAGAGCAACCACAACACAGGGCCGCGGCUACGCAGGAAGAAAUACACCAACCACAGCAUGAAUGGACCGGCCAACCUGCCUCCACCCUCCACACAGAAGAAGCAGGAGAAGGAGAAGAAGGGUUCUGGCGGUGACGCCUUCUCCAGACCGCGGCCCGUGUCCUUCCGGGCCAAGCCCCACCCCUGGGCCCUGCUGCGGGGACGCAACAAGAGCUACUCCCUGGGCCACUACUCUGGAGAGAAAACGGCUCAGAACCUGAGCGUGGUGCUGUCGCCGGAGGUGGGCGGGGGCUGCUCCCUGCUGGACAUGGACACAGAGAGCCAGAAGAGAGACUGCACUGUGCCGCUGUGCCGCAUUCAGAGCUCCCCCGGGCGGCCCUCGGUCUUCGAGCUGGAGAAGGAGUUCCUCUCCUAAGUGGUCGGGUGUUUGUCAUAGUUCAUCCAUUGAAUUAGAGCUUUCUGCAGAACCUUUGGCCUAGAACUCCUGGAGGGUUUAGAACCAAACUGCCUCUUUCUGUUUUGUCUUAGCUCUAGAAGCUAGUGAUAUCAACCAAGUCUGAGACCACGAGGCCUCACAUGCUGCCUUGUUUUACUCUAGAACACACAUAGUUUGGACUCGCGAGCAGAACCUUACAGAGCUGGACCAGCAACUCUUCCUCUAAAUCCUCGGUGCUUGACUGCCAUCUUUGUGCUCUCCCUCUCGUAGCGCCCUCUUCCUUCCUUGUUCUGUCAGUGCAGCUAAACGUUGACCGGUGCUGCAGCUUUUGCAACACAGUACCCUCACCUUUUUAUUUAUAUAUAUAUUUUUAUAGGUAAUUUAAUAUGAAGAGACUUUACCUUAGCAACCAGCAGGACAUACAUUCCAUGUCAGUCACACUUUUAGAUGUUUUUACCUGAGAGUCAUGCAUGUACCCUCCAAAAUGUUGGAACAAAAAAAAUCAUUAUUUCUUGAUUGUAGAUAAUCCUCACCCCCUCUCAGCCUAAUGCUGGCAGUGGUUUUGUAUUACAUAUAAAAUGUUCUAUGACUGUUAUAAGGUCAGCAAUGUUGCAGUGCAGUUUGUGUUUUAGAGACAGAUUGUGUACGGGACCACACAGUAGCAGGGGUUCGUACGUUUCCUCUGAAGGCCCUGAACCUUUUACAGAUGCAGGUUUUCACUAGAAAUUUAGAAUCGGCGUAGAAUGAAGAAUUUUAUUUAUAGAAAUGCUUUUCAGGAUAAUAUUCCUGAACAUGACGCACUGCCACAGUGAGGAGGUUCAGCCAUUCGAGUUUGUCCUAAGACCUCGUGUGUUUAUAACCUGAUCAUGUUGGAUUGGCUGGAAAGUGCCACUGAAACGUAGAGCGCAAACAGAGGUGACACAUGCCGUGUGUGUGUGUGUGUGUGUGUGUGUGUGUGUGUGUGUGUGUGUGUGUGUGUGUGUGUGUGUGUGUGUGUGUGUGUGUGUGUGUGUGUGUGUGUGUGUGUGUGUGUGUGUGUGUGUGAGAGAAAACAUUGUGUAAUGUAUGCAAAUGAGUUGUGUUGCCAGUGUCAAGGUCUCACUAUGCAGGAUUCAAACGGUGCCUAGUUCCAGUCCCUCCUGUCUCUCAAAACACUAAAUGAAUUAACAUUGUUAACCGUCGUCUGAUGACUUUCCCGUUGUUUUUUUUAACCAGUGUUCCGGAGAAAUCCGUCAAAAAAGGUGGCGCAUACUUUAAGAACAAACAGAGGGCUCAUUCAUAGCGAGGCAAAUCGCCAGAUGGUGUAAAUAUGAUGGCGACUCCUGAUGUGUAGACCGCUGCGGCGUCUUAUGAUGUAGAAUGUGAAGUAUCCCAUGCUCUGUGUUUUGUGACUGUAAACUGAAAACUCUAAGGGCCCUGCUAAUCGGCAGGAUUCAAAGGUGCAUCUUAAAACCACAUCACUGGAUGUACUCUUGUGCAAAUGAUGGGUAUUUGUAAAUAGAUUGUACUGGUACUGUUUCCUGCAGUUUGUCAUCCAGUUACAAAUGAUGGCUGGUGGUCAGCAAAAAGGUUGUCUGGUAAAAGCAGGUCAACGUAUCUAAGCAAACGUUAUGAAAAGCUGCAGCAGUGAUAUGUGCGGAGCCAGUUUUCCAAACGAACCCACACUAAGACCUGCCUGCUUCAGGACCAAACCCACUAAAUGAAGUAGCUGCUAGCAGGGAGUCACCUUCCGAGCAAACAAAGCCUCCUUUAAACCAUUGGACACUUCUGCCACGGUCGCUGUGUCAGACUGAGCUGCUUCAGUGAACAUUUUGGUUAUUACAGUAUUUGAUUUCCAUGAGAGUAUCAAGUUUGUCAAAGUUUUAAAAUAAAGUCUGAAUCAAGA
Messenger RNA from Betta splendens (Siamese fighting fish), 6284 nucleotides. It is a transcript of the gene map3k21, whose product is annotated as mitogen-activated protein kinase kinase kinase 21. The transcript has 11 exons. Lineage: Eukaryota; Metazoa; Chordata; Actinopteri; Anabantiformes; Osphronemidae. Gene Ontology annotation, biological process: protein phosphorylation. Gene Ontology annotation, molecular function: ATP binding; protein binding; JUN kinase kinase kinase activity. The record is from RefSeq and is a predicted model, not a curated record. The coding region runs from base 1208 to 4378 and encodes 1056 amino acids.